AUGCCGCGACUUCGAUUCUCAACCUUGAGCAGAUAUGUGUUUAAUGGUCAAUUUUCUACACGAGGUUGUCUAAAAUAUCAAGCACGGACCAUCCCUAGAGCUGUUCAAACUUCUAUUCAGUCGACAGCCUUAUGGUCUUCCCAAAUCCGAGAUGUUCAUACGGAGUCUACUACUUCUCAUCUCUCCAAUAAUACGCUCUCUCCCGCUCAUAUUCCAUUAAGGAAACAGUUGAAAGACGAGGCCAAGAAGCAAAAGGCCCUCGGAAAGAAGAAGAAAAAGAACGCGAGCAACCAAGUAGUGGAUGGGUGGGAGUUGACCGUAGGAAUUGAGAUACAUGCUCAGUUAAAUACGGCAAAGAAACUCUUCUCGCCUGCAACUACGUCGUUUAAUGAUGACCCAAAUUCUCACGUUGCAUUCUUUGAUCUAGCCACGCCCGGUAGCCAGCCCAUCUUUCAAAAGGAGACUCUUAUACCAGCACUAAGGGCCGCUCUAGCGCUCGACUGUAACAUACAGAACGUAAGCAGGUUCGAUAGGAAACACUAUUUCCACUGGGAUCAGCCGUCAGGCUACCAGAUCACUCAGUACUAUGAACCGUUUGCGCGAGAUGGUAAGAUUUUACUACAAGCUAGAGAUGGAAUCGCAACAGAAGAUGGUGAUGGUGUCUUAGUUGGGAUUAAGCAGAUCCAGAUGGAGCAGGACACAGCCAAGACUCUAGCACAACCAGGUGAAGUGCAUUGGAUCGAUUUCAAUCGUGUUGGAAUGCCUUUGAUCGAGAUUAUUACUCUGCCCGAUAUUCACCACCCUGCUACUGCUGCUGCUUUGGUUAGGAAAGUUCAGGCAUUGCUUAACGCCGCCGAUUCCUGUGUCUCGGGUAUGGAGGCGGGUGGUCUACGCGCAGAUGUGAACGUCUCCGUUCGAAGAAGCGAUGAUCCCUCUGCGCCGCUCGGCCAGCGUACUGAAAUCAAGAAUCUAAGCAGCUUUAAGGCUGUCGAGGACGCUAUUAUCGCCGAGCGGGAUAGACAGAUUUCCGUUCUGGAGUCCGGUGGAAAAAUCGAGAGUGAGACUCGUGGCUGGUCGAUUGGGUCAACUGAGACUCGCCGACUACGUGGAAAAGAAGGCGAAGUUGACUAUAGGUAUAUGCCAGAUCCUGAUCUGGCACCUGUUAUUAUCGGUAACGAUCUGGUCAACCACCUGCGAGAGGGAAUGGGCGAACUCCCCGAUGCUGAAGUCGAUGAACUUAUUCAACGAUUUCAGCUUACUCCUAAAGAUGCACUUUCUAUGGUAGUGCUUGACGGAGGCAACCGAGUUGAAUAUUUCUGGAAUGUCGUCGAUCUCCUCACUAAACGAUUUGGACCAGAUGCCGCCUCUCCUAAAUAUCUAUCUGGUUACCAACUUGCUGCUAAUUGGAUCUUGCAUGAGUUAGGUCGCCUAACCUCGGGCCGUAGUGAAGAUGACGCCCAGGACUUAGGAUUUACAAAAGACGGUCAAUGUGAUCGUGUACCUGCCAGGCACCUUGCCGACAUCUUAUUAUAUUUAUAUCAACGCAAGAUAACUGCGAAAGUAGCCAAGGAACUUCUAUGGGCCGUUUUCCGCCGGAGGGUUCCAGAUGAAUAUGCCACGAUAAAUGCUGUCCUCGACGAGGAAAACCUAUGGUUUGAUGAACUUAACGAGGAUGAGUAUAUUCAGCUGGCAUUAAAUGCAGCGGAAGGACAAGAUGAAGUUGUUAAGCAGUUUAUAGAUUAUAAACAAUAUCCCCAAGGGAAGCUCAUGUUCCUAGUUGGUCGAAUGAUCUGGCUAGGCGCCGAGGAGAGAAUUGACCCAAAGGAAGCCGAGAGGGUCAUGAAGCGUGUACUAGAAGAAAGUCUAGUCCCAGCUAUUAUCAAUUGA
Molecule: messenger RNA, 1887 nt
Organism: Daldinia childiae
Lineage: Eukaryota; Fungi; Ascomycota; Sordariomycetes; Xylariales; Hypoxylaceae
Product: Glutamyl-tRNA(Gln) amidotransferase subunit B, mitochondrial
Exons: 1
Coding region: 1-1887 (628 amino acids)
Biological process (GO): glutaminyl-tRNAGln biosynthesis via transamidation; mitochondrial translation
Molecular function (GO): glutaminyl-tRNA synthase (glutamine-hydrolyzing) activity
Source: RefSeq, a predicted model, not a curated record